This is a messenger RNA of Colletotrichum abscissum, 408 nucleotides long. RefSeq lists its product as uncharacterized. The coding region runs from base 1 to 408 and encodes 135 amino acids. The record is from RefSeq and is a predicted model, not a curated record. The transcript has a single exon. Lineage: Eukaryota; Fungi; Ascomycota; Sordariomycetes; Glomerellales; Glomerellaceae.
AUGUGUCUUUCGCCAACACUGUAUUUGCGCCUUACUGCAACGCUGCGAGAUACCGAACUCCACCGAAUCUCCCCGCUCAAAAAGAAAAAGAAGGAAGGAGAUGAGAUCCGUGCCGGCUCGCUAAUCCAUGCAUCCCGUCUUUUCGAUGGAACGUUCCCAGAACGCGCGUUUAAAUCCUUCCAACGAAAAGCCGACCUGCCACACCAAUAUGACCUCACGUCAAGGAUGGGGGCGACGUGCUCCAAGAUAACUGCCCGAAACCUCCAAUAUCCGAUAGCUAUUAUGCGUAAGCGGAGCCAGGAGGACGGCAAAUGCAAUGGAAGCUUUCCAUCUCUUCAAACCCCAAGCAGCCGCGGAUUCCAUCUUCCAAUUACCAAGACGAUAGUCGGCGCACGUUCCAUGGGCUAG